GAGAUUCAGAUUUGCACCUUGGUUUGGCCCAGCAUUGCAGGAGAAAUACUUUGGGAUGUGACCUUUGCCAUUGUUUUCUUUCUAAUACCAGGAUUAGUCAUUGUCAUCAGUUAUUCCAAAAUCUUACAGAUUACAAAAGCAUCAAGAAGGAGUUUAAAUGCUGGUUUAGCCUACUCAGAAAAUCAUCAGAUACGUGUUUCCCAGCAAGACUACAAACUAUUCCGAGCCCUCCUUGUGCUGAUGAUCUCUUUCUUCAUCAUGUGGAGCCCAAUUAUCAUAAUUACUCUUUUAAUUUUAGUCCAGAAGUACAAAAAAGAUUUAAAUAUUUUGCCACCAGUUUUCUUCUGGAUAGUGUUAUUCACUUUUGCCAACUCCGCUGUCAAUCCAAUUUUGUAUAAUGUUGCCCAUUUCAGACGUAAAUGUCAGGAAAUUCUUCUCUGUUGUACCGGGAACCCUGUAAGGCAUGGGGCUGGUACAGAAACCACUGCAAGAAAAAGUAACCAUGAACAAUGGAACAAUUUGUCUUUCAUUACCAGAUAAUUAUUUAAAGGCUGAGCUGUGCCACACAUUGGAUGUUAAUGUCUACACUAUCCCAGGUUGAA
Balearica regulorum gibbericeps (East African grey crowned-crane) is the source of this 602-nucleotide messenger RNA. Lineage: Eukaryota; Metazoa; Chordata; Aves; Gruiformes; Gruidae. The record is from RefSeq and is a predicted model, not a curated record.